CCAUAAAUACCCAUCGAAAUGCUAGUUCACUCGUCGUUGUCAAUUUUCUUUCUUACAGCCAUACAUUUUCUCGUGAAACAAGCACUCUUUAAUUUCUUUGUUUCUCUAAUGGCUCGCACUAAGCAAACUGCAAGGAAAUCAACAGGAGGGAAGGCUCCACGUAAGCAGUUGGCGACCAAGGCUGCCCGGAAAUCAGCUCCGGCGACUGGAGGAGUGAAGAAGCCUCACCGUUUCAGGCCAGGGACAGUGGCAUUGAGAGAGAUCAGGAAGUAUCAGAAGAGCACCGAGCUUUUGAUUCGCAAGCUUCCAUUCCAGAGACUGGUGAGAGAAAUAGCUCAAGAUUUUAAAACUGACCUUAGAUUCCAAAGCAGUGCUGUCGCGGCUCUUCAAGAAGCUGCUGAAGCGUACUUGGUGGGGCUUUUUGAGGACACUAAUCUCUGUGCCAUUCAUGCCAAGAGAGUCACAAUUAUGCCUAAGGACAUCCAAUUGGCGCGUAGAAUUAGGGGUGAAAGGGCAUAAAUGCCUUUCCAUUUAGGUCUAUGCCUCUGUAUCUUGCUUUCCAUCUCUAUAUGUCUCUGGGCGCCAAUUUUCUGUAUUUUGGGCAGUAAAUCUCUGGAGAUUUUAAUGAGCAAUUUCAAAUUGGCUUUCCAUCAA
Messenger RNA from Hevea brasiliensis (rubber tree), 654 nucleotides. Its product is annotated as histone H3.2. The record is from RefSeq and is a predicted model, not a curated record. Gene Ontology annotation, cellular component: nucleosome. Gene Ontology annotation, molecular function: DNA binding; protein heterodimerization activity; structural constituent of chromatin. NCBI's taxonomy places the organism in Eukaryota, Viridiplantae, Streptophyta, Magnoliopsida, Malpighiales, Euphorbiaceae. The transcript has a single exon. Bases 19 to 519 code for a protein of 166 amino acids.